Messenger RNA from Linum tenue, 693 nucleotides. The record is from the annotation of a GenBank genome assembly. Lineage: Eukaryota; Viridiplantae; Streptophyta; Magnoliopsida; Malpighiales; Linaceae.
CAAUUCAAUUCUAAAAAAAAGGGGAAAACAACCCCUCCUCCAUCGCCAUCGUCAAAAGUUGUCUGGUCGCAGACGCAUCUCUUCUUUCCCGUUUCCCUGUUCUCUGCAACCCUAGAGAGGACGUAUCCGAACUGUGUAAUCCAGGCUAGUCAUCAUGGAACGCGUCCCGCGUAGAGGUCAAAGUGGCCUUUUCGAAGGCAUCUACAAGGUUUUCAUGCGCCGUACCUCUGUCUAUGCCACCUUCGUCCUCGCCGGUGCUUUUUUCGGAGAAAGGGCUGUGGAUUAUGGAGUUCAUAAGCUGUGGGAGUACAACAAUGUUGGGAAACGCUAUGAAGACAUUUCAGUUUUGGGACAAAGACCAGCAGAAUGAGGGCGGCUGAGUUCCCGUCCGUGGCUGUUUGGAUUUCCCAUAUUUGAUGAUUUUGGGAGUAAAACCAUGAUGUUACCAGAGUAGCAAUAAGUGUACUUUUAUGGUGGUUAAAACCAGACUUGAACGAACGUCCACUGUUUUUCCUUCUUUUAUUGCCGAUUUUUGGGGCUGUAUGCACUAACAGUUAAUUAACUCGGAACAUUUGCUAUUUGUUUUGUGUAGUUUUCUCUAUUUCAAAUUUCCUUCAACGAAAGUGAAAGUAGUAAGGAUAAUUUGAUCUUUACAAUUAGUUAUUUAUUUCAUAUAAAAAAUAUCAAUUCCAG